Messenger RNA from Oncorhynchus mykiss (rainbow trout), 1842 nucleotides. The record is from RefSeq and is a predicted model, not a curated record. NCBI's taxonomy places the organism in Eukaryota, Metazoa, Chordata, Actinopteri, Salmoniformes, Salmonidae.
AUGAGUAUGAAGAUGGAAGGGGGUGUGGCUCGUCUGAGAGGAGUCCUGGACAGCUUUACGCUCACCAGAGGACACCUGGACAGCUUUACGCUCACCAGAUCUGACCUGGAGAUGCAGAUUGAGGGGCUGAAGGAGGAGCUGGUCUACCUCAGGAAGAACCAUGAGGAGGAGAUGCAUUUGAUGCAGACACAGCAGUGUGGUGCUGUGAAUGUGGAGAUGGACUGUGCUUCCUCAGUGGACAUGAGCAAGGUGCUGGAGGAGAUGAGGACCCAGUAUGAGGGCAUGGUGGCGAAGAACCAGAGAGAUGCUGCCAAGUGGUUUGAGAGCAAGGUGACCGACCUGAAGAGGACCUUCCAGAGCCUGGAGAUUGAACUGCAUGGCCUGCUCACUCAGAAGGGGUACUUGGAGGAGAGCGCUGAUAUAAACGGCCGCCACGGCUCCCAGCUGAGCCAGCUGCAGGUUUGUAUCAACAGCAUGGGGGAGGAGCUGCAACAGCUCAAAGUCAGCAUCCAGCAGCAGGCCUCCGAGUACCAGAUCCUCCUGGACAUCAAGAUGAGUCUGGAGAUGGAGAUCGCUGAGUACAGGAGGCUGCUGGAUGGAGAGGGAUUCAGUAAGCAUGUGGAGACCAGACAGGAGGUCAGGAAAGUGAUCGGUCCAGGAAGUGGUGGAAGAGUACAACCCACACAUGCAGAAGAGGGUGAUCGUGGAGGAGAUGGUGGAUGGAAGGUGGUCUCUCUCUCUCUCUCUCUCUCUCUCUCUCGCUCAUAUAUAAAUAAUGUCAUGGUCGCAUACUGUAAUAUUUCCCUUUAGACAGGAUUGCAUCAGCUGAAUGAUAACUGAUGUAAUUUACUCGUGUUACCUUAUAACUCUUAAAUGGCGAAUUGAACGUUAUUUCUAGAAUAUGUAUUUCCUGUUGUUCCAUUCAUUGCCACCAGGUGGCAGGUCUCUCAUUUAAACAUCUUUGGCCAGCCCAAUUAAAAGUGAGUAAAGUGGAAACAUAAUAUUACAGUUACAUAACUGACAUCAGAGAAAGUAUUACUUGUGUCAUCAGCCAUUUAUAAAAGCCAUUUUACUCCCUGGACCACAAGCCAUGUAUGUUCUCUGGACACUCUGACAAGGUUAGAGUUCAUGUUGGAGCGGCAGGUAGCCUAGUGGUUAGAGCGUUGGACUAGUAACUGAAAUGUUGCAAGAUUGAAUCCCUGAGCUGACAAGGUCGUCUGUCGUUCUGCCCCUGAACAACGCAGUUAACCCGCUGUUUCUAGGCUGUCAUUGAAAAUAAGAAUUUGUUCUGAAAUGACUUGCCUAGUUAAAUAAAGGAAAAAAAUGUUCUGUUGGCCUAAUACAUUUGGCUGUUGAUUAAAUAUAGAUGUCAAUGCAUUCCAGCACACUGAUAUCAUAGUUGAGGGUCUGUUGCUGUCCUCUAAAAAGCUGAAAAGAAACACCUUUGCAGAGUGGAUGAGGCCAACACACAUACUGUGCCCUACAUUAUAUGAGCAUAACACUCAUGGGAAUUUCACUUACUCCAACAUGUUCUCAGAGCAGAACGGAUUAUGAUUGGUUGCAUCAGACAACCAAUGAAAAAGGAGGAGGUGGGGAGGAGAUGCAGUAUCCCAUCAUUCAGGUCAUGUGGGGCAGACCUGUUUUGUGACCCACAUGUUUUGCUUGCUAGUAAACAAUUUUGCUGCUCUAAGGGAAGUUUGAGUCAACUGGGUCUUCUGCUGCUCUAACAGCAGAACUGUCAGUACUGGCCAUCAACACAGUACUCCACAUUCCUCUUGCCCCCUUUUCCUACAUUAUUUUAUUCCCUAUUAAUGAUGUUGUGAACUUGUGACCCAUGUGAAG